AUAUACAAGUACAGAGGAAGGCACUUAGCAAUGGACAAGAACAUCGAAGAAUUCUUGCAAGCUCAUAACAACUUUUUGCCCGUAAGAUACUCUUACUCAAACAUUAAGAAGAUCACCAAGAAUUUGAAGCAUAAACUUGGUGAAGGGGGAUAUGGUUCUGUGUAUAAGGGAACACUUAGAAGUGGCAACAAAGUGGCCAUCAAGAUUUUAAAGCAAUCCAAGGCCGAUGGCCAAGAUUUUAUCAGUGAAGUGGCUACUAUUGGAAGAAUUCACCAUGUUAAUGUAGUGCAACUUAUUGGGUUUUGCUUUGAAGGCUCGAAACAAGCUCUCGUGUAUGAUUUCAUGUCAAAUGGAUCUUUGGAUAAGCACAUUUUCACUAACGAAGGUGAUAAGUUUCUCGAUUAUAGGAAAAUAUAUGAGAUCGCACUUGGGGUGGUGAGGGGGAUUGAGUACUUACAUCGUGGGUGUGACAUGCAAAUACUACACUUUGAUAUCAAGCCUCACAACAUUCUUUUAGACCAACAUUUUACUCCAAAAGUUUCUGACUUUGGACUAGCAAGACUUUAUCCUACUAAUCAUAGCAUAGUCUCAUUGACUGCAGCAAGAGGAACCUUAGGAUAUAUGGCACCUGAGUUGUUCUAUAAAGACAUUGGCGGUGUAUCUCAUAAAGCGGAUGUCUAUAGCUUUGGGAUGUUGCUCAUGGAAAUGGCAGGUAGAAGGAAGAAUAUAAAGGCAAAUGCGGAAUGCUCAAGCCAAAUUUAUUUUCCCUUGUGGGUGUAUGACCAAAUCAGUGAACAAGAAAUUAUUGAAAUGGAAGAAGUUGUAGAAGAGGAGAGGAAUGUGAUGAAAAAGAUGAUAAUAGUUGCACUUUGGUGUAUACAAUUGAACCCAAACCAUCGGCCUCCAAUGAGCAAAGUCCUAGAAAUGCUCGAAGGACAUAUUUGUAAACUUCAAAUGCCUCCAAAACCACUUAUUUACCCACAGGAUGAGUCAAUCAACAAUGACAAAGCUAAGAUGGAACUAGAAACAUCCUCAACUUCAUCAAGCACUCAGAUAGUUUCCGCUAGUUUUCCUUUCGGAGAUAGUGAUGAUGUUUAAAGGCUCAUGCAUAGUUUGAUUGGAAAAGUUUGUGUAUUUGUUAUAUGUCUGCACAAUCUAGUAUUAUGUUGGGAGGGACUUGGCUAGUUUAGCUUGACAGUGAUUACUUUCAAGAUUUUCUUUUUCUAGCUCUGAGGUUAAUGUUGUGUUAUUGUUUUU
Eucalyptus grandis is the source of this 1257-nucleotide messenger RNA. Its product is annotated as rust resistance kinase Lr10. Gene Ontology annotation, biological process: protein phosphorylation. Gene Ontology annotation, molecular function: ATP binding; protein kinase activity. The record is from RefSeq and is a predicted model, not a curated record. The transcript has a single exon. NCBI's taxonomy places the organism in Eukaryota, Viridiplantae, Streptophyta, Magnoliopsida, Myrtales, Myrtaceae. Bases 31 to 1098 code for a protein of 355 amino acids.